AUGACGACUCUGCGCUUUGUUCGAUCAGUUUGGGAGUCCUUUCGGGCUUCCUCGGGUCUAAAGCCUCGACUCUUGGACAGUCUCCGUGUCACUGCCGCUCGGCCAGGAACUGUCAACUUCGAGCUGGAGAUUCUCAAGCAGCACACUAACCGCUUGAACAUUCUUCAUGGAGGCACCAUUGCAAGCAUGGUGGACCUUGGUGGCUCCCUCGCAGUAGCAUCCCGUGGUUUGUUCGCAACUGGCGUAUCAACCGAUCUCAAUGUCACAUACUUGAACUCUGGUGGCAAGGUUGGCGACAAGAUCCUGGCUGAGGUGACCUGCGACAAGUUCGGAAAAACACUCGCAUUUACCAACAUCAAGUUCACUAACGCCCAGGGCGAAGUUGUUGCACGAGGCAGCCACACCAAGUACGUCACUCUGGCAUGGAGAGACCCUCAGAACAUUGUUGAGGAGAUCAACAAAAUCAAAUAG
This is a messenger RNA of Penicillium malachiteum, 471 nucleotides long. RefSeq names its product PaaI family thioesterase. The transcript has 10 exons. NCBI's taxonomy places the organism in Eukaryota, Fungi, Ascomycota, Eurotiomycetes, Eurotiales, Aspergillaceae. Gene Ontology annotation, molecular function: fatty acyl-CoA hydrolase activity. The record is from RefSeq and is a predicted model, not a curated record. Bases 1 to 471 code for a protein of 156 amino acids.